CAUUAGUGAAGCAUGACAGAUUUGAUCAUUCACUGACCGAUCUGAGAGCAGUCAGCAGACAUAGGCUGAAGAGGUGAGAGAGGACGUCCAUUACUGUAAAGUCGUCAUUGUCCCGUCCAUUUGUCCGAAACAAGCCCAAAUGGAAAGACAGUUUCCAAUUUCAGCUAUCAAGAUGUUGAACGUCUGGUUUGCACUCCUGUUCCUCGGAUCCGUCGUCUCACUCUCCCAACAGCAAGACAUGCCCUCCAACGGACUCUCAACUGAUGGCCUCCUGCGUCUUGGCAGCAGAACGAACUACCGGGCGGUGUCCGCCUUCAACUUCCCUGGGGGCUUCCCGACGACGCGGCCAUCCACCCCGUGGUCGAAGAUCUGCCGACCAAUCCAGUUCUAUUUGUUCAGUCGUCACGGACACAGAGGCUUGGGUGAUUCAGCCCUGGAAAACGCCCGCGAUUUUGCCGCUGAUUUCCGUAAAAGGUUCCCUGGUGCGUCGGGGGCGAAGUGGUUCGUCAACUACACACUGCCAUGGGAUAUCACAGAUGAUAUACUAUUGACGAAGGUUGGGAAGGAAGAUAUGGAACUGUUCGGGAAAAGGGUGGUGAGACUUUGGUCCGACUUAUCGCUCAGCGCAAAUAACACUUUGUUCUACACAAGUUCCAAGAGUAGGACUUACGAAAGCGCCAAAGCUUUCAUUGACGGGUUUACCUCCGUGCUUGGAAAGGACAGAAAAGACUUUCAGUUGAAUAUCGACAACCUGAAAACACGCUUCUACAAAUAUUGUGAAAAGUAUAAAGUUUCUGUUGAUGACAAUGACACUGCGAUGAUUGAGGCUGAGAGGUUCAUGGAAGGACCAGAGAUGGAGAUGGUGGUGACGAACGUGAAAAGACGGCUGGGGAUCGAGGCGUACAAUAACACGCUGAUUGACAAAGACCGUAAGGCUUUGAAAGACCUGUAUUACAUGUGCCAAGCUGAAUUGGCAGAAAACAUCACUAAGCCGAUAUGGUGCUAUAUCUUCAAUGACACCGAUUCGAUCCCGAUGGAAUAUUAUCUGGACACCGAGGAUUACUACGCGGUGUCUUACGGCUACGAUAUCAACACGGAGAUGUCAUGUCCCCUGGUCAAGCACAUAUUCGACAAACUGGAUGCCGCCAAGUCUGGGGUAGAGAAUAUGAAAGACUAUCAACGCGGAGUUUUCGGAUUCGGACACACUGGCAGUCUCGUCCCUCUUCUCUCCGCAUUCGGGAUGUUCAAGCCAGAGAAACCCCUGACCGCCUCCAACUUCCCCCAGCAGAUCAACCGGAAAUUCCGCAUGAGCAGAGCUAAUCCCUUCAACGGGAACUUGGAAUUCGUUCUCUACGAAUGCAACAGGUCCGCAGAGGAGGGUCUGUCUCCUUCGGAGAAGGCCGGAUUACCUGUGAUUGAACGCUUCAUGGUCGAAGUUUACUCCAACGAGAAGCUUACGAAACUUCCCUUUUGCGACAAGGAGCUUUGUCCGUAUUCCAAAGUCAGGGAUGUUAUGAAAAGCUACUUGACCUGUUCUCUCAACAAGGUCUGUGAGGUGAAGACCGCUUCUGGUAGCGACGUCCCACGCAUUACUCUAUUGCCGUUGGCGAUGGCAAUUGCCAUGGUUUUACGAACAUUCGGAAAGGAAAUUUAGACGCAGUAACCUGCGAUAAUGCUUUUCUUUGAGUUCCCCUCAGGUAGUUGAUUAUGUGAGCUGGGCAUGUGGGUAACAUUGCAUAACGUUGCAUAACAUAACUGACUCCAGUCAAUGAACUGCAUAUGGGGGUAAUCACCAAUUUAGUUACUUUUACUACGUUCAGCUUGCUAAACAAAUAUUUGUGUCACGACUGGAUCUCUUUAUAAGCUGCGUAAAAAUUGAUUCACAUCUCCAUACACUUUUUUCCUUAAAAAGCGACGUCAUUACGUCACUAGAAUGACGUCACGGCAUAGACGAUCCGUGACGUCACAUGCAUAGCGACAUCUCGCAUGGUAACACGAUUUCCUUGCGUGAAGCUGUGUAAUUCAACUUUCUGUGCAAAUCCUUGCGAAAAUAUCGUACUGUAUGAUGAGUAAUAAAGACAACGUACACCAGGCGAAUCGCCUGAGUGCUCUGCA
Molecule: messenger RNA, 2115 nt
Organism: Lineus longissimus
Lineage: Eukaryota; Metazoa; Nemertea; Pilidiophora; Heteronemertea; Lineidae
Product: multiple inositol polyphosphate phosphatase 1-like
Exons: 4
Coding region: 140-1654 (504 amino acids)
Molecular function (GO): acid phosphatase activity; inositol phosphate phosphatase activity
Source: RefSeq, a predicted model, not a curated record